Messenger RNA from Phragmites australis (common reed), 1292 nucleotides. RefSeq lists its product as uncharacterized. The record is from RefSeq and is a predicted model, not a curated record. The coding region runs from base 169 to 987 and encodes 272 amino acids. Gene Ontology annotation, molecular function: ER lumen protein retrieval receptor activity. Gene Ontology annotation, cellular component: membrane. Gene Ontology annotation, biological process: protein retention in ER lumen. The transcript has 6 exons. NCBI's taxonomy places the organism in Eukaryota, Viridiplantae, Streptophyta, Magnoliopsida, Poales, Poaceae.
CCCUUCCUCUCUCCAGAAUUGCCAACCCAGCAAUAACUCCUGUCCGAUCGAUCUAUCCGUCGCCCUAACCAAUACCCACUUUGAAAAAAAGGGGAAAAAAUAAUAAGAAGAAAGCUCCCGUGUUCUUCGACCAGAGGUGGUGGUGAGGCGACGCGAACGCGAGGCGAGAUGAGGAGGACGAAGCGGCCGCUCGGCGUGGCGACGGCGUGGGUGCGGCGCCAGCCGCCCAAGGUGAAGGCCUUCCUCGCCGUGGUCACCGGCAUGGCCGCGCUCGUCUUCAUCCGCUUCAUUGUCCACGACCACGACAACCUCUUCGUCGCCUCCGAGGCCGCGCACGCGCUUGGCAUCGGCGUCCUCAUCUACAAGCUCACCAAGGAGAAGACCUGCGCUGGGCUGUCCCUCAAGUCUCAGGAUUUAACUGCGUUGUUUCUAGCUGUUAGACUGUACUGCAGCUUUGUCAUGGAGUAUGACAUACAUACAAUUCUGGACACUGCUACACUUGUGGCUACACUGUUUGUUAUUUACAUGAUACGGUUCAAAUUGAGGUCAACUUAUAUGGUGGACAAGGACAACUUUGCAUUGUACUAUGUGGUGGUACCGUGUGCCGUGUUAGCACUACUUAUUCAUCCAUCGACAUCUCACAACAUUGUGAACCGGAUCUGCUGGGCGUUCUGUGUUUACCUGGAAGCUGUUUCGGUGCUGCCACAAUUACGCUUGAUGCAAAACACCAAGAUUGUUGAACCAUUCACAGCUCACUAUGUAUUUGCAUUGGGAGUCGCAAGGUUUCUUAGCUGUGCCCACUGGGUUCUACAGGUUUUGGACACGCGUGGGCGUCUGUUGACAGCUCUGGGCUAUGGCUUGUGGCCAUCUAUGGUGCUUCUGUCAGAAAUCGUGCAGACGUUCAUCCUUGCAGAUUUCUGCUACUACUAUGUGAAGAGUGUGGUUGGUGGGCAACUGGUGCUCCGGCUUCCCUCAGGGGUGGUGUAAGAAGUGCAGCUUGAUACAGAACUUUGUGGUUCACCGAUUCUUAUGUACUCUGAAUAACAGUUAUGCUCUAGUGCCCGACCUUCUGCUUCUCGUAUCAAACGUGAUACUGGAGCCUUUUCUUAGCUGAUAUUUUGAGUUUAAUUGCGGGAUCAUCUUAAAACAUAGGUUGUCGAUGUGACUGUUUAUAGCUGAUCAUGUCCUGAUACCUAAUCUCUAAGUACUUAGUUUCUGUAUGACUGUCGUGAUUUUAGAAUCAGGAGGUUAAUGGUGUCGUUUGGAUUAUAACCCGCGCAUGCUUUCUGGUA